Lactuca sativa (garden lettuce) is the source of this 840-nucleotide messenger RNA. The record is from RefSeq and is a predicted model, not a curated record. NCBI's taxonomy places the organism in Eukaryota, Viridiplantae, Streptophyta, Magnoliopsida, Asterales, Asteraceae.
CUCUCUCUCUCUCUCUAUCUUCUAGAUAUUUUUCGUUGGGUUUUUCUCCAAUUUAGAGCUUUUAUUAGGGUUACGUUUUAGUGUUCAUUAGCCAUAGAUUAAGAGUUGAAGCAACCUUUGAUAGUUCAUCAUAGAAUCUUCCAAGGUGCUGCAACGAAUUGCUAAGACUACGGAUAUGGCACAUUUAGCCGGAAUGGAUGCAAUUACUCUAACAAAACUGAUUCUAGAUGCACAUACCAGAGCUGCGGAGCAUUCAGACGCAUGCAAAGAUCUUUUCAGACGUGUGAAAUUUGUUGGAAAUCUGCUUGUUGAGCUAAGAGUACGUGAUCUCAAUGUUUCGGCAAUAAGAAAACCUUUGGUGGACUUAGAGGAGGCCCUCCGCAGGACAUAUCUCCUUGUAGCUAAAAACCAAGAACACAAUUAUGCCUAUAAAUUUGCCUUGGGGUGGAAAAUUAACAGAAAAUUUAAAAAAGCCCUCAAAGAAAUUGACACGAUUAUUAGUAUCAUAACACUGAUUUUUUUUGUAGACUAUAACCGGCCACCUCAGAUCACCAAUUCCACAGACAAGGAGAUACUAUUACAAGAAGGUUAUUGUGGGGAUAAAGUUGAUGAUGGAGAAGUGAUUCAGAACGUGUCAUGCGAUGAUUUCGAAUGUUCAGUUGACGAUGUAGAAUUGACUUGGAACGUGUCAGAAGAAGAUGUACGAGAAAGGCGCUAAAGCGACUAUAUUCCUAUCGAUUUACAUAGGCACUUUGUUGGAGUUUUAGAUACGUACUAUCUCAAGGAUUAUAGAGGCUACCUAUAAACUGUUAUAAACUGUUAUGGUGAUUUCAUAUUAUA